CAAACAUUUUAUUAUUAUUACUAGACAUACAUUCCAUGGAAACAGAUAAGCAUUGAUGAGUAACUGUUCGAAGUUGGUGUUCCCAGAAUAAAUAGCAGAAAAUGCAAAACUACACACUCUCUUGAGUUCUGUCCGAUUGCAUAACAUUGGUUGGUUGUUGUCACAAAAAUCUCUUGCCCUUUGGCCAUAAUCAAAAGCCAACACACUGUUCAUCAAGCUAAUCAUCAACCCAACCUUGCUUGGUUCCACUGCAAAAUUUCAGUUAUUCUUAUCUCCAUACAUUGGAUUGAAGUAGAUUCCUCGUUGGUGCUGUCAAGUUCAUUUGUAAAGAAUGAGUCAGCCUAAGAUCAAGCGCAGAGUUGGUAUAUACGAGGUGGGGAGGACAAUUGGUGAAGGUACAUUUGCAAAGGUGAAAUUUGCAAGGAACUCUGAGACAGGAGAACCUGUGGCUCUGAAAAUUCUUGACAAGGAGAAGGUGCUCAAGCACAAGAUGGCUGAGCAGAUCAGGAGAGAGGUGGCUACAAUGAAAUUAAUCAAGCAUCCAAAUGUUGUUCGAUUGUAUGAGGUGAUGGGAAGCAAGACAAAAAUAUACAUUGUUUUGGAGUUUGUGACUGGUGGGGAGCUCUUUGACAAAAUUGUAAACCAUGGACGUAUGAGUGAAAAUGAAGCACGUAGAUAUUUCCAACAGCUUAUAAAUGCUGUUGAUUAUUGCCACAGCAGGGGUGUCUACCACAGAGAUCUGAAGCCAGAGAAUUUGCUCUUAGAUACUUAUGGGAACCUUAAAGUUUCCGACUUUGGAUUGAGUGCCCUCUCCCAGCAAGUUAGGGAUGAUGGGCUUCUCCAUACUACAUGUGGGACACCAAACUAUGUUGCUCCAGAGGUCCUUAAUGAUAGAGGCUAUGAUGGGGCAACUGCAGAUUUGUGGUCAUGUGGGGUGAUUCUCUUUGUAUUGGUUGCGGGUUACUUACCUUUUGAUGACCCUAAUCUUAUGAACCUGUAUAAGAAAAUCUCAGCUGCUGAAUUUACUUGCCCCCCGUGGCUUUCUUUUAGUGCCAGGAAAUUGAUUACACGAAUCUUGGAUCCUGAUCCCACAACUCGUAUCACUAUACCUGAGAUUUUGGAUGAUGAAUGGUUCAAGAAAGAUUACAAGCCUCCAGUUUUUGAGGAGAAUGGGGAAAUCAACCUUGAUGACGUUGAAGCUGUCUUUAAAGAUUCUGAAGAGCACCAUGUGACAGAGAAGAAAGAAGAGCAGCCAACAUCCAUGAAUGCGUUUGAGUUAAUUUCCAUGUCCAAAGGGCUGAACCUUGAAAACUUGUUUGACACAGAGCAGGGGUUCAAAAGGGAAACAAGAUUCACAUCAAAAUCACCUGCAGAUGAGAUAAUCAACAAGAUUGAGGAAGCUGCAAAACCUCUUGGCUUUGAUGUGCAGAAGAAAAAUUACAAGAUGAGGCUUGCAAAUGUGAAAGCUGGAAGAAAAGGAAACCUUAAUGUUGCCACUGAGGUAUAUGAUUGUUAUUUGGUGAUGUGGAACACUAUUUGUCACAUUAUUGUACAGAAACUUAAAAGUGCUCAUCAUAAACAGAUAUUUCAAGUGGCACCUUCUCUUCACAUGGUUGAGGUACGGAAGGCAAAAGGAGACACAUUGGAGUUCCACAAGUUCUACAAGAAGCUUUCAACAAGCCUGGAUGAUGUUGUUUGGAAAACAGAAGAUGAUAUGCAAAUGAGAGAAACAAAUUGAUAUUGAUAUUAUUAUUAUUAUUAUUAUCAAGUGUAAUUUUCUUCAUUUCUGAAGUUCUACUAUUUUCCAAUUUCUUCAUUCUUAUUUCUUCUAAGGUUUCUUCCUGUAGGUUUGUUUGGACUUUCCAUAGUACUCAUAAUGUAUGUUGUACCAUGCUAUUAUUUUUGGAAAGCAUGCAGAGUUCAUGUAAGAAUUUUACUCAUCAACACUUUCACUUAUGUUCAUGAAACAAAAAUUGUAAGAAAAUUUGAAUAUUGUAUAUACCUAUCUAUUUAUCUUUCGUU
This is a messenger RNA of Vigna unguiculata (cowpea), 2022 nucleotides long. Its product is annotated as CBL-interacting serine/threonine-protein kinase 3. Gene Ontology annotation, molecular function: protein serine/threonine kinase activity; ATP binding. NCBI's taxonomy places the organism in Eukaryota, Viridiplantae, Streptophyta, Magnoliopsida, Fabales, Fabaceae. The record is from RefSeq and is a predicted model, not a curated record. Gene Ontology annotation, biological process: protein phosphorylation; signal transduction.